AUGGGUGACUUUGACUCGGUGUGUGCCAACGACUUCGAGAGAUUCACCAGUGCUGGCUUGGACGCCACAUUGGAAGUCCCACGACUGUACCGGGCUCAUCUGAUCCUUGACCAAAAGGACUCAGCGGAGGAAAUUGUUUGGGAAUUUGAAGAAGCAACGGUGGCUUGCCUACGAGAGACAAAAUCGCGCAAGAAAUGUGACGAGAAUCCAGGCGUGGUGGGGGCGGAGGAUCAUCCAAUAUCAUGCAUACUUGCAAAAAGUCCGGGCCCUCUUGAACUCUAUCUGCGACGCCAAUAUCUUGCUCCCCUGGUGAUCAGAUACAGGCUUGUCAAUUUGUAUUUAAUUACCGGCAUGUUUGCACUGCUUGCCAGCCAAAGUUCUCCCUCGGACCUCUUGUAA
This is a messenger RNA of Hyaloscypha bicolor E, 399 nucleotides long. RefSeq lists its product as uncharacterized. Bases 1 to 399 code for a protein of 132 amino acids. The record is from RefSeq and is a predicted model, not a curated record. Lineage: Eukaryota; Fungi; Ascomycota; Leotiomycetes; Helotiales; Hyaloscyphaceae. The transcript has a single exon.